Penicillium waksmanii is the source of this 615-nucleotide messenger RNA. RefSeq names its product putative RNA binding protein Tma22 (gene tma22). Gene Ontology annotation, biological process: formation of translation preinitiation complex; translation reinitiation. The transcript is spliced from 4 exons. Gene Ontology annotation, molecular function: mRNA binding; translation initiation factor activity. Lineage: Eukaryota; Fungi; Ascomycota; Eurotiomycetes; Eurotiales; Aspergillaceae. The record is from RefSeq and is a predicted model, not a curated record. The coding region runs from base 1 to 615 and encodes 204 amino acids.
AUGGCUGAAGUUGCGGAUUCAGGAGCAGGACCCGGUCCCCUCGAGCCGCAGGCUAGACAUGUUGUAUACUGUGGAGUCUGCACUCUACCCCCAGAGUACUGCGAGUUCGGCGGCACGGCGAAGAAAUGCGAGGAAUGGCUUGAGGCUAAACAGCCUGAUCUUUGGAAUAGAUUAUACUCGGAGGACGCAGUAACAGCAAACCUCUCAACCCUCUCCCUCUCCGCCCAAGAACGCGCCACAAAAGACGCCGCGAAAAAAGAAGCCAAAGCCGCCCAAACCGAAGCGCGCGACGCGGAGCGCAAAGCAGCUUCAAAAAUCCAAAUCAAGCGGGUAGAGCGCAACAAGCGCAAAUACGUCACCGUGAUUAUCGGCCUUGAAGUAUUCGGAUUAGAGAAUAAGAAAUUGGCCAAGGAUUUGGGGAAGAAGUUUGCGACUGGGUCUUCUAUGACUCGUUCUGCGGCCGGGACGGAGGAGAUUACUGUUCAGGGAGAUGUUAGUGAGGAUGUUCGGGAGUGGUUGCUUGAGGUUCAUGGGGAUAAGGUUCCACGGGGGAAUAUUGAGUUGAUUGAGGAUAAGAAGAAGAAGAAGGCUGAUGCUGCGGCUGGUAUUGUUUAG